CUCACCCAACAAAUGCUCUGUGUCUAGUAAGUUUUGUCUCUGUUACCUGAUCCAAAUCCCAACAACUAACGGCCACUGAUUUUCACUCAUUAAAUUCCAAAAACAGCCCUCCACGAUCUACUCCCAGUAUAAAACGAACAAUGCCAAUCCUCACUCUGAGAACCCUCCACUUCCUCCACUCCAGAAGGGCAUUUUCGUCAAUGACUACCUCCACCCCUUCCGCCACCACCAAGGCCCGUCUGAGAGGCGUGGUGUUCGAUAUGGACGGAACCCUAACGGUCCCCGCCAUCGACUUCCCAGCAAUGUACAGAACAGUGCUCGGAGAAAAAGAGUAUUUGAAAAUUAAGUCCGAGAAUCCGACUGGUAUUGAUAUUUUGCACCAUAUUGAGAAAUGGAGCCCCGACAAACAGAAACGGGCAUAUGAAAUUAUCGCGGAUUUUGAGAAACAGGGUUUGGAUCGCCUCCAAAUCAUGCCGGGUGCUUCAGAACUUUGUGGUUUUCUUGACUCCAGGAAUAUUAGAAGGGGAUUAAUUACUAGAAAUGUCAAGGGAGCAGUUGAUUUGUUUCAUUUACGCUUUGGGAUGAUAUUUUCUCCUGCAUUAAGCAGGGAAUUUCGACCUUAUAAACCAGAUCCUGCUCCACUGCUUCAUAUCUGCAAAGCUUGGGGCGUGCAACCAGACGAGGUUAUGAUGAUUGGGGAUAGCCUUAAAGAUGACGUGGCAUGUGGGAAACAAGCAGGAGCUUUUACAUGCUUGCUUGAUGAAACAGGAAGUUACGAUUCUCCUGAGUAUGAAAACACAAAAUUCAAACCAGAUUACAAAGUAACAUCUCUUGUUGAAGCUCGAUCACUGUUGGAAAAGAAUUUCGACCUUACCCCAUGAUCAAAGACACAUUGAUAUGCGGCACCUCGUUAAAGCUUUAUUGCCUCUAGUUUCUGGAUAUAUUUUGUGGUCGGACUAGAAUUUUGGUUAUAUAUUUCGUAAAUAUAGCCCCGAGAAUGGUUUGUUCACGGUUAGUUCUCCAAUUAGUUGGCGGGAAUAGUUCAGUUUCACCUACUACUUUUUGCUUCAAUCAAUGGCUUCCUGUGUAGACGUGGCCAUGCCAGCCUUGGUGAAACAAAAGCUUCUGGGUGAUGGACCGAAGAUUGUUGAGGAAAUUGGUGGAGCUUUCUUGUUUUCUGCAAGUGUACAUCUCUUGCUUGUAGUAGUCUUAUUUAAAUGUUCAGCUAACUUGAUUUUCAAGAUCGUGCGUUCAGAUUAGAUUCGAAGAACUGUUGGUAUCGUACUUUCCUUCUCCUUUGAAACUUUAAGUUGCAUUGAACUGAAUAAUUGUAUGUUCUCUUCGUGGUUAUAUCUUCUCAGUCACCAGAGUUCCUGAUUAAAGGUGUAAAGAGAGGUUGGCUCUGGCCUAAUUUGAGCCAAA
Olea europaea var. sylvestris is the source of this 1422-nucleotide messenger RNA. Its product is annotated as haloacid dehalogenase-like hydrolase domain-containing protein At2g33255. The transcript has 5 exons. NCBI's taxonomy places the organism in Eukaryota, Viridiplantae, Streptophyta, Magnoliopsida, Lamiales, Oleaceae. The coding region runs from base 141 to 881 and encodes 246 amino acids. The record is from RefSeq and is a predicted model, not a curated record.